CCGGGCGGGAGGCGCCAGCAGCGGCCGUCGCCGCGGAGCCAGAUCGCGGGGCGGGGGACAGCGGCGGCAGCGGAGCUCACGGACGCGCGGGGCGGCUUCGAGCGGCUCCUCCGAUGCGGCGCAGCGUGAAGAGGCGGCGGCGCCGGCCCCGGGCCGGCUGGGGCGGCGGCUUCAGGGCGGGAGGAGGGGCCGGGCUGGAGGCGCGGGAGGAGAAGGUGGUGUACUCGCGGUCGCAACUGUCGCUGGCCGACAGCACCAAGGCGCUGGGCGACGCCUUCAAGCUGUUCAUGCCUAGCAGCACGGAGUUCAUGAGCUCCGAGGCGGAGCUCUGGAGCUUCCUCUGCAGCCUCAAGCACCAGUUCUCCCCGCACAUCCUGCGCAGCAAGGACGUCUACGGCUACUCUUCCUGCCGGGCCCUGGUGCCCGACCUCCCGCCGCCCCCCGUCGCCGCCCGCGGCCCGACGCGCCGGCCAGCCCCGCGCGCAGCGGCCAGGAGGAGGCGCCGCGGAGCCCGGGCGGCCGCUGCGGGCAGGAGGAGGCCCCGACCACCGCCGGCCCCCGGGGAGCCGUGCGCCACCAAGCCCGGGACACCCGGACUCUGCUUCGGGGGCCGCACGCUGGAGGAGAUCUGGAGGGCCGCCACCCCGACGCUGACCACCUUCCCCACUAUCCGCGUCGGCGACGACGUGUGGGGCGAGCGCAGCCUGGCGGCGGCGCGGCGCAAAGCGCGCCAAGUCCUGCGAGUGGACCUGGAGCCGGUGGUGAGGCUUCGCCGCUUCCCCGUGCCUCGGGCGUGAGGCGCCGCCCCAGGGCGCCUCCUGCCGGCCGGCCGCCGCCCUGCAGGGGCUCUUCCGCCUGGAGGAAUGAACUAGUGUCAGUCGAGUGUUUACAGAACCGGCCACCCGGUC
Messenger RNA from Castor canadensis (American beaver), 908 nucleotides. RefSeq names its product coiled-coil domain containing 71 like (gene Ccdc71l). The record is from RefSeq and is a predicted model, not a curated record. Lineage: Eukaryota; Metazoa; Chordata; Mammalia; Rodentia; Castoridae.